Molecule: messenger RNA, 898 nt
Organism: Paramacrobiotus metropolitanus
Lineage: Eukaryota; Metazoa; Tardigrada; Eutardigrada; Parachela; Macrobiotidae
Exons: 4
Coding region: 188-583 (131 amino acids)
Cellular component (GO): mitochondrion
Source: RefSeq, a predicted model, not a curated record
CCUGUUUGGGUUUCAGUAACUUUCAAACGUGAUUUGUGUUUCGAGAUUUUUAAUUAAUUUUUUGAGUUUUUUGGAAUUUAUCCAUGUCGUGGUAGCGUGAUUUGCAUGGAAUAGUUUUUUUAAUCCUCACUGAAACGGAAGUCAGUGACGUCGAUUUUCUGCAGAUUGGAGUACGCCAAACGGAGAAAUGCAGCGGUAUAGUGGUUCUCAAGUGGGAGAAUGGGGCAGGCCCGAGCAGUAUAACUUAACAUCGGAACAACUGCAGAUCAUUGAAGAGCGCGCCCAACGUCGGGCCAACCUGAAGAAUGAAUACUUUCGCACGCUGUACAAUCCCUGGAAGAAUAUGUCGGUCGAAGGCGGCACAGUCUUUGAUCCUAUGAUGCAGCGUUUCACAGCGACACGUGCUGAUUAUUACCACUACUUCAAACCAAACAAGGCUAACUUCAUGAUUUUCUUCUUCUCGUUCAUCUUCCCAGUCACAGUCCUUGGAUAUCACAGUUUUUAUACGCAGGAGAAAUUUGACCGACGAUGCCGGAAUGCCGAAGUGCCGUGGCGCUACCGCAUGCAUCGUACGCUUGUUUGAUCGUGUCACUACUGUUUUCAGGAUAUACAGAUAUUAAUGGUGUGAGUGAAAUUAGCGAAAACAAUGGUGGUGCAUACACUAUGUCAUAUCUAAUUGUAAAGCGUGCUUAAAGUGGGAAAACAUUUCUAUUUUCUUUGCAUUUGUCGCCGUGUGGCGUUGUUUUAUGUUGCAUUCAGUCGACUGUACAAAAGUAAACGUCUCGAUACAUCGAGCUCCAGAAGAUUUAUAGCUAUUACAGAUUUCAAAGAUAUCGUACAACAUGAAAUGAAUAAGACUUUGCCAUAAAUUGGCAUUAAAUAAUCGUCAUAUUAUCGA